AUGCCCGAUCUCGACCUCAUCAAGAUAACUGGGCCUUUCAUCGAAGAAAUGGACCAGAUCGCGUCGAGCACAAACCUGGAAGCACGCUACUUUGUCAACGCUACGAUCCAAAYCCCAUACACGAUUCCUGGCAUGGAAGCAUUCCAGCAAUGGCGCCAAGAUCUUGGUCCCCAAGGACGUGCUUGGAGAGUCAAGUUCAACGUCAGCAAAAAGAAGGAGGAGAUGGGUGAAAAAGAGGAGAAGGCCACAACUCAGCGUAAGUACGAAAACGCACAGGAGCGAGGCAGGGAGCUACUGCGUGGUAUUCGCGUGGUCAUGCAGCAGCAGGGUAUGGACCUUGAGAGUGCAGCGCUGUACGCGAACUGUGGAGUACCAGGCAGAGCGCACCCGGAGACAGAGCUGCAGGUUGUAGAUUACCCUGAAAUAUCUGAGAAGACCAACUGCGCAGAGCGAACGUCGGCCGGGGAGCGGAAUGCAGUGCCAUGCGCCAUCCUUUUGACGGACUGA
Molecule: messenger RNA, 507 nt
Organism: Ramularia collo-cygni
Lineage: Eukaryota; Fungi; Ascomycota; Dothideomycetes; Mycosphaerellales; Mycosphaerellaceae
Exons: 2
Coding region: 1-507 (168 amino acids)
Source: RefSeq, a predicted model, not a curated record